Dendronephthya gigantea is the source of this 636-nucleotide messenger RNA. RefSeq lists its product as uncharacterized. The transcript has 3 exons. The record is from RefSeq and is a predicted model, not a curated record. The coding region runs from base 175 to 636 and encodes 153 amino acids. Gene Ontology annotation, cellular component: membrane. NCBI's taxonomy places the organism in Eukaryota, Metazoa, Cnidaria, Anthozoa, Malacalcyonacea, Nephtheidae.
GAUGGCAGAACACGUGAAGUUUGGAUGUAAAUUAUAUAUUCAAAGACAAGACUUCAACUUUCAAGAACCAGCGCAGCAGCUGGCGUGUUGUUUUUUUACAUUUCAAAUACACAACACCCAACAGAACAAGUUGUGUGCGGUAAAAAGUUCCUUUCUCGUUCGUUCUUGGCAAUCAUGGGUGUUUACGGCAGAUACGGCAAGGUAGUGUGUGUCAUUUCGUCUAUCCAGAUCGGCCUGGGUGGAUUGAUGAUCUGCCUCGGCAUCGCUUUGCGUGUCACUGUGUGCAGCUGGGUCACAGACGCUUCGUUUGGAUUCUGGGUCGGAUUUUUGGUUUUAAUCGGAGGAAUCUUUGGCUAUUGCAGCGCCACAAAAGACAACUACACCUACAUUUCCUUGUAUCUGGGCUCGAAUUCGUUCAGCAUCAUGUUCACCAUGCUGGCAAUAUUUUGUCAUUCGAUUGCCUUCGUUCACUUCAACCACCAGAUGCAACCGCUCCCGCCAAGGAACCACACAAACGCCACCAACUCCACCAACAGUUCACUAACAACAGCAACAUGGAAUAUGAAUUCUCCAAUCAGGAAUCGACGGGGCGCCAGAACCUAUCAGCAACCCCAAUCCUCCCUUAAACAAAAAUAA